AGGCCAGUGGCAGCCUCCUAGCUUUGUAGAGCCGACUUUUUUUUAACAGGAGCCUGACUAGCUGCCAUUGGCCUUGACUCCCAGACAUGCUGCCAGCUUUGUGCAAAGUCCAGAUUGCAAGCCUCAGCUCAAAGACCGGGGUUAGGACACACACCACGACUCCCCAUCCUCAAGUGGCUGCGGAACUGAUCUCUCUCUAAGGGAAUCUCAUUUCCUAGACGUUGGAUCCCAGGGACAUCCGUGAAGCCGGGUGGGGCGACAGCUUUUCAGGCAAAGACAUUUUCAUCCAUCAUGUUUGCAUUGCAAGGUGCCCAGAUGUUGCAGAUGCUGGAGAAAGCUUUGGUGAAGAGCCUCCCUGAGUCCUUAAAGGUUUACGGUACCGUUUUCCACAUAAACCAUGGAAACCCAUUCAAGCUGAAGGCCCUCGUAGACAAGUGGCCUGAUUUUAAUACAGUGGUCGUCCGCCCUCAGGAGCAGGUGAUGACGGACGACCGUAAUCACUACACCAAUACUUACCAGAUCUACUCCAAGGACCCUCAGAAUUGCCAGGAAUUCCUUGACUCUCCGGAUGUCAUCAAUUGGAGACAGCAUUUUCAGAUUCAAAGUACGCAGUCCAGCCUGAAUGAAGUGAUACAAAACUUUGCAACCAUUAAAUCUUUCGAAAUCAUCUAUUCAAAUCACCUUCUCUAUAUGACAUCAGAGACAGUCAACAAACUGGUUCCUUCUUUGUUGGAUACGAAGAAUUUACCACCCACUGGUGGCAAGCCAAAGGCCAUCAAUCAAGACAUGUUUAAACUGUCCUCCUUGGAUGCUACUCAUGCUCCCCUGGUGGAUAAGUUCUGGUCUUACGGUGGCAAUGAGAAGAGCCAGGAGUUCAUCGCACAAUGUCUACGAAGCUUCCCAAGCUCCUGUGUCUUGGGACCCGACGGAACCCCUGUAUCCUGGACACUAAUGGACCAGACUGGAGAGAUGCGAAUGGGAGGCACCCUGACUGAAUACCGGGCUCAGGGCCUAGUCUCCUAUGUUGUCUAUUCACAGGCACAGACAAUGAACAGACUCGGCUUCCCUGGCUAUUCUCACACAGACCGGAAAAACAUAGCUAUGCAGAAAAUGAGUGACUCUCUGCACCAUAUCCUCAUGCCCUGCCACUGGAACCAGUGGGUCUGCUCUCCUCUGUGAAGCUGUCCAGAAACAUGGGGCAACGUGGGGUUGUGCCUGGGCGUGUAACGGGAGCAGUGGAUGUGGACAAAAAGAAUAAAUUUUAAUCAUCAGCAAAGGAAGUGGAUGUUGUG
Molecule: messenger RNA, 1292 nt
Organism: Perognathus longimembris pacificus (Pacific pocket mouse)
Lineage: Eukaryota; Metazoa; Chordata; Mammalia; Rodentia; Heteromyidae
Product: glycine N-acyltransferase-like
Exons: 6
Coding region: 292-1179 (295 amino acids)
Biological process (GO): glycine metabolic process
Cellular component (GO): mitochondrion
Molecular function (GO): glycine N-benzoyltransferase activity; glycine N-acyltransferase activity
Source: RefSeq, a predicted model, not a curated record